AUGAAGAAAUUCGAGUACAAACAGAGCAAUUACGACCACACCUUGUUCUUCAAAAGAAAAGGAGAACUGACUACCUGUCUCAUCAUCUAUGUCGACGACAUGAUUAUCACCGGAGAUGACAUAGAAGAAAUAGAACAGUUGAAAGGAAAACUUUUUCAAGAGUUUGAAAUGAAGGAUCUUGGGAACCUAAAAUAUUUCCUAGGAAUAGAGGUACUCAGAUCAAAAGGAGGUAUCUUUAUUUCUCAAAGGAAGUAUAUCCUUGAUUUCUUGACAGAGACAGGUAUGAUAAAUUGUAAGCCAGCUGACACUCCUAUGAUCAUGUACCAUGGGCUCCAAAUUAUUGAAGGAUCUGAAUUAGUAAAUCAGACUCGGUACCAGAGACUUGUUGGAAAACUAAUAUAUUUGUCUCAUACUCAGCCUGAUCUAGCUUAUGUAGUAGGAGUGGUUAGAAGGUUUAUGCAUAAACCUCAAAAGCAGCAUCUUGAAGUAGUAUACCGAAUUUUGAGAUAUCUGAAGAAACACCUGGAAGAGGGGUUUUAUAUGAAAGUCAUGGUCAUUUGGAUCUCCAUGCUUUUACUAACGCUGACUGGGGAGGAGAUCGUGAUAGCAGAAAAUCCACUUCCGGGUAUUUCACUCUAG
This is a messenger RNA of Chenopodium quinoa (quinoa), 639 nucleotides long. RefSeq lists its product as uncharacterized. The record is from RefSeq and is a predicted model, not a curated record. Lineage: Eukaryota; Viridiplantae; Streptophyta; Magnoliopsida; Caryophyllales; Amaranthaceae. The transcript has a single exon. Bases 1 to 639 code for a protein of 212 amino acids.